Molecule: messenger RNA, 1794 nt
Organism: Monodelphis domestica (gray short-tailed opossum)
Lineage: Eukaryota; Metazoa; Chordata; Mammalia; Didelphimorphia; Didelphidae
Gene: ADPRS
Product: ADP-ribosylserine hydrolase
Cellular component (GO): mitochondrion; nucleus
Source: RefSeq, a predicted model, not a curated record
AGGGGCGGGGCUUGCUCAAGCUAAAGGGGUGGACCUAUAUCCCAGUAUGGAGGUGAAAGGAGGUGGGCGUGCCCGCACUCCCGGAAGUGGCGGCAGACUGUGGCGAUUGAUGGCGGCUGUGAUGGCGGCGGUGACGGGCGGAACAGCGGCCGGAGCGGCACGUUCUCUAUCACGGUUCCGGGGCUGCCUGGCCGGGGCGCUUCUCGGGGACUGUUUGGGGGCCGUCUACGAGGCUCACGACGACGUUACCAUGGCGUCACUGCUGAGUCACGUGGGUAGCCUGGAGCCCGAGCCUGGAGCGAAGGGGAGCGCGCGCACAGAGGCCCUGUACUACACAGAUGACACUGCUAUGACCAGAGCCCUGGUGCAGUCCCUGCUGGCCAAGGAGGCCUUCGAUGAGGUGGACAUGGCCAAGAGGUUCGCUCAGGAGUACAAGAAAGAUCCUGAUCGAGGCUAUGGUGCUGCAGUGAUUACUGUGUUCAAAAAGCUGCUGAACCCCAAAUGCAUAGACGUCUUUGAGCCAGCUCGGGCUCAGUUCAAUGGGAAGGGUUCCUAUGGCAAUGGGGGUGCCAUGCGGGUGGCUGGCAUCUCCUUGGCCUACAGUAACACCAAAGAUGUUCAGAAGUUUGCCCGACUUUCAGCCCAGCUGACCCAUGCCUCCUCGCUGGGCUAUAAUGGUGCCACCCUGCAGGCUCUGGCUGUGCACCUGGCCCUUCAAGGAGAAUCAUCCCGGGAGCAAUUUCUCCAACAGCUUUUGGACCACAUGGAGGAGGUGGAGAAUGACGACCGGUCUCUAUCUGAAGCAAGGGAGCUGGGCAUGGAAGAGCGGCCAUACUUGAACAAACUGAAGAAGAUCGGGGAGUUCUUGGAGCAGGGCUUAAUGACCAAGGAGGAAGUCUUGUCUGAGCUUGGGAAUGGCAUCGCAGCUUUUGAGUCAGUCCCCACUGCCAUUUACUGCUUUCUGCGCUGCAUGGCUCCUGACCCUGCUAUCCCCGCCACCUUCAACAGCCUCCAGAGGACACUCAUCUACUCCAUCUCCCUGGGGGGGGACACCGACACUAUCGCCACCAUGGCCGGGGCCAUUGCUGGGGCCUACUAUGGCAUGGAGCAGGUUCCAGAGAGCUGGCAGCAAAGCUGUGAGGGCUACGAAGAGACAGAUGUGCUGGCCCGGAACCUGCAUCAGCUCUUCAGCAAGGACUUGUGAGGGCUGUGGCCAGGGCACAUUCAGGCAGCAGCGCUUGGCUGGGAGCAAACCUUGGGGCCUCCCGUGCUUACUGGCCUGCCCCCUCCUGAAGCAUGGGGCCUUGUAUGGUGAUUGGGAAUGGGGGAUGGGAAGAGGGACCCUGUAUUUCAUUGGUGAGUGGUAUAGGUGUGGCCCUCUGGUAUGGCCACAUACCACAUUCGGGAUGGCCCAUAUGAUGGUGUGACCCCCAGAUCCCAGAGCUUGAUCCUCAGGCCUCACAGGAGACUUUCGUGACUACGGCAGAAACAGGUCUGAACUGAAAGGAGAAAUUCCUGACUCUUGGCAGGGAUGAGAGAUAAUUGAAACCAGGGGUUGGUGAGGUCGAUGUGGUCUCUGGAGUCUUAGUCUCAGUAGAUUUGCUUUCCUGGACUGGCCAAGCCUGACUCACUGCCCAGGGACCUUAAGAGUCUUGAAGUUGUUAGUUUGGGGACUCUCAGGCCCCAGAGAAGACCUUUGCCUGGUUGAGGUAACAGCUCUAUUAGGGUGGGCACUCACUGUGAUUUCCUCUGAAUAUCAUGCAGCCUCCCAAUAAAGUUACUGGCAGACCCUUC